Akanthomyces muscarius is the source of this 354-nucleotide messenger RNA. RefSeq lists its product as uncharacterized. The record is from RefSeq and is a predicted model, not a curated record. The coding region runs from base 1 to 354 and encodes 117 amino acids. Lineage: Eukaryota; Fungi; Ascomycota; Sordariomycetes; Hypocreales; Cordycipitaceae. The transcript is spliced from 5 exons.
AUGGGCCUUAGAAGGAAAGCUGUUUAUAAGAAGACGAUUGAGUUCUCCAGAUUGAUGGGGCGUCGGCGACCGAAGAGGCUUAAUAGCUCGCAGGGCCUAGCGUGGCUUAGGCGUCUGGUGACGUUUUCAGUUUACCGAUUUCUCAAAUCAUUUACUACUCUACAAAACACCGACGGAAAGCGACACACCCAGGUUCAGAAUUACCUAAGCAGCCGGCCUUGUCUUGCGGCUCCAGAUGCCUUGCUCAUCCACGGUCCAAUCGUAGCGACUGACGCAGCGGGUGCAUGGAAAAGGUCAUCGGGCUGGGUCGAAUCAAACUUGGCUCGCGACGGGUGCUGUAUAAGUAGGAUGUAA